Messenger RNA from Cercospora beticola, 1379 nucleotides. RefSeq names its product ribonuclease H2 catalytic subunit RNH201 (gene RNH201). Gene Ontology annotation, biological process: mismatch repair; DNA replication, removal of RNA primer. Gene Ontology annotation, molecular function: RNA binding; RNA-DNA hybrid ribonuclease activity. The record is from RefSeq and is a predicted model, not a curated record. Gene Ontology annotation, cellular component: ribonuclease H2 complex. Lineage: Eukaryota; Fungi; Ascomycota; Dothideomycetes; Mycosphaerellales; Mycosphaerellaceae.
UUUCCCUAACGUGGAAUUUCCAUCAUUGUGCUCAUAUCGGCCUCCGUGGCAGCGACACGUCUCCGGCGCGUCUUCCAAGACACGAAACUGUAACGCUAUUCAGCACUUUGUUCAGACCGCUCCUCACACCUCAGCCAAACACUGCAAACAUGGAAGAUACCGUGGAAGAUCAGCUCGAUUCGCAAGAUGUGCUCCAAGAAACACCCCCGGCAGAUGUCUUCAUUGCCCCUUCCAUACACCGCGACCUAGUCCUGGCUGGAGACAGUUAUACACAUCACUCUGCCAUUCCAAGAACAGUUCGCGAUGACAUGACCACGGAGUGUGUCUUGGGCGUGGAUGAGGCCGGUAGAGGACCAGUUCUCGGCCCCAUGGUAUACGCCUUGUACUACUUACCUCUAUCAAUGCACAGAUCACUGCUAGCAGACAAGUACAAAUUCGAUGACUCCAAAGUGUUGACACCAGCUUUCCGCUCUGAGCUCAUGGAAAAGAUCUGCACUCCUGAGACUGAUCUCUACGAACACGGAGGCUGGGCUGUGAGAUCUAUGUCGGCCAAGGACAUAUCCUCCGCUAUGAUGCGACCGAACGGGAUGUAUAACCUCAAUAAUCAAGCAAUGGACGCUACCAUAAACCUGAUCCAGGAGGUACUUGAUUCUGGAGUCAAUAUUCGCGAGAUCUACAUCGAUACGAUUGGAAAGCCGGAGAUUUAUCAGAAGAAACUCGAGAAGAUAUUCCCAGCACAGAGCAUUACGGUGGCCAAGAAGGCUGAUAGUCUCUAUCCCUGCGUUUCUGCAGCGUCUGUCUGCGCCAAAGUCACGAGAGACGCUGCACUAGAUGUGCUCUAUACCGCCUACACAGAUGGCGACGACUCCGGAGAAGUUGCUUGGGGAUCAGGGUAUCCCAGCGAUGCCCGUUGCGCCGGCUGGCUCAAGUCUAACAUGGAUCCGGUAUUCGGUUGGGGCAACGAAUGUCGAUUCAGCUGGUCUACAGUGAAAGAUAUGCUGGAGGCGAAAGGAGCUCCUUGUCGAGCCGACUGGCCAGAUGCUGAUGAAGACACGGACAAUAUGAAACUGACCGGGUUCCUGAUGGGCGCUGGCGAUGAUAAGGAGGACGAACUUGGCGCAUGGUAUGGCCGUAAAGUGACUGAGGCCGUGUUCUGAGGCAGCAUUUCUGGUGGCUUAGCCCUUGUCUGAGUGGACGACGUGCCACACCAGCCUUCAUUGACGCGUGAUGGCUGAGCUCGCUCUAUUCUCUCAUGCUAAGCUCCAGGAAUUCCGUGCAAGCAGAGACGAAGAGAAGGAGCUUUGAUGAGCGGUAUGAGAUUGCUCUUGACUCAGCAAAGUUGCAGCCUAUGGCGCAUUCGGAGAGUACUUGCGAACGCA